This is a messenger RNA of Leptopilina heterotoma, 1818 nucleotides long. RefSeq lists its product as uncharacterized. Lineage: Eukaryota; Metazoa; Arthropoda; Insecta; Hymenoptera; Figitidae. The record is from RefSeq and is a predicted model, not a curated record. The transcript has a single exon. The coding region runs from base 1 to 1818 and encodes 605 amino acids.
AUGGCAGCAUCCCUAGAGAAACUCGCAUCGUACCUAGACGAGUACAAAAUCGUCAACUCCGUUUUUGCCAGUACGGUGACAGAUCCGGAUAAAAUUAAAUUAUUGACGCGUAAGGGUGUUUUCCCCUAUGAGUACUUUGACUCAAAAAGUAAGCUCGAUGAAACCGAAUUACCCCCGAUAGAGAAAUUUUAUAGUACUCUGUAUGACGCUGGUAUUUCUGAUGAUGAGUAUGCGCAUGCGCUAAAUGUAUGGACCGAGUUUGACUGUAAAAAUCUCUACGACUAUGUACAUUUAUACAUGAAAACAGAUGUAUUGUUACUUGCGGAUGUCUUUGAAAAUUAUCGAAAAGAAUGUGUCAAAGCGUACGGGUUAGAUCCUGCUCACUAUUAUACGACCCCCGGUUUAACUUGGGAUGCUAUGCUCAAGUACACGAAAAUAGGAUUGCAACUAAUAACCGAUAUCGAUAUGAUUAUGUUUGUUGAGUCCGGUAUUAGAGGUGGCAUAAGUCAAUGUUGCAACCGAUAUACUAUAGCGAAUAAUAGAUAUAUGGAAAAUUUCGAUGAUAGCAAAGAUACUAGCUACAUCAUGUACUUUGACGCCAACAAUUUAUAUGGCUGGGCAAUGGCUCAAGCGCUUCCUUAUGGCGGCUUCAAAUGGGUUGAAAAUGUCCACAACUCUUUCAAUUUUAAUGUAUCCGACGAUUCACCUGUUGGAUACAUACUCGAAGUUGACUUGGAGUAUUCUGAAAGUAUUCACGAUACCCACAAAGACAUGCCAUUUUGUGCAGAAAAUGCGAAACCCCCCCUCUCGAAACAGGAGAAAUUACUUAGAACUCUCCUACCCAAAGAAAAAUAUGUGAUCCACUAUCGAACUCUCAAACAAGUUGUUGCUAAUGGUAUUAAACUUGUUAAAAUCCACCGAGUCUUACAGUUUAAGCAAUCAACAUGGAUUAAACCAUACAUCGACUAUAAUACGAUGAUGCGAACCAACGCCAAAAUUGAGUUCGAGAAAAAUUUGUUCAAGCUCAUGAACAACGCUGUGUACGGCAAAACAAUGGAAAAUGUCCGUAAACAUGUCGACAUUAAGCUUGUCACCCAAUCGUUUGGCCGCUAUGGAGCUGAAGCCCUAAUCUCUCGCCCGAAUUUCCGUAGUCGAGCGAUUUUCGAUGAAAAUCUGGUUGCCAUUAAACUGCGUAAAACCGAGGUACUACUCAACAAACCAAUCUAUGUGGGGUUAAGUGUGCUUGAUGUAUCCAAGACGUUAAUCUACGAUUUUCACUACGGGUAUAUGUUAAAAAAAUACGGCGACAAUUGUAAACUGAUGUAUACCGAUACAGACAGUCUAAUCUACGAAAUUAAAUGUAAAGAUGUCUACAAUGACAUGAAAAAUGACAUCCAAAAGUUCGAUACGUCAGACUAUCCCGCAAACAACGUGUACGGCAUUCCGCAAGCCAACAAAAAGAUUCUCGGUCUAAUAAAAGACGAAUGUAACGGCAAGAUCGUUACCGAAUUUGUUGACUUGCGGAGUAAGAUGUACAGUGUACGGGUUGAAGGUGAAGACAUUAUUAAAAAAGCCAAAGGCAUUAAAUCCGGCGUUGUGAAAAAAUCGAUUCACUUUGAUGAUUAUGUAAAAUGUCUGCAAAAUUUCGACAUUCAAACUCGAACACAGUAUAAUAUUAGAUCACGACUACAUAACCUUGAGACUGUAAAACAGGUAAAAGUAGCUUUAAGUCCGCAAGACGACAAACGGUAUUUGUUACCGGGGAGUACCGACACUCUACCGUGGGGACAUAAUGCGAUCCCUAAAAUCGACGAAUGA